AUGGCUUUCAAUCCCUUGAUUGUUAUUCUUAAAGAUAACAAACUAGUUGAACCUAAUUAUAUUAACCGGAAAAGGAACUUGGAUAUUGUGAUGACUGCAGAGGAGUACACAUAUGUGCUCACAAAGCAUCAGUCUAUGCCUUCCGCCUAUAAUAUAAUGCAGAACCUCAAAGAAAUAUUUGGGCAUCAAAGUUGUGCUGCUAGGCAAACUACUAUAAAGGGACUCGGGAAUACUACUAUGGCAGAAGGGACCCCAGUAAGGGAUCAUGUUCUUAAGAUGAUUGGUCUUCUCAAUAAGAUAAAGAUCCUUGGAACUAAAAUCGAUGGGGAAGUGUUUACACUGCAAGCAGCCAGGGCACUGGAAAGCGCAAUGUCCAAUUUAUCUCGCCAAACAGAACAACAAAGGGGUUCCAGCAAACCCGCCAGCUAA
Molecule: messenger RNA, 429 nt
Organism: Malania oleifera
Lineage: Eukaryota; Viridiplantae; Streptophyta; Magnoliopsida; Santalales; Ximeniaceae
Exons: 3
Coding region: 1-429 (142 amino acids)
Source: RefSeq, a predicted model, not a curated record